Rhinopithecus roxellana (golden snub-nosed monkey) is the source of this 1748-nucleotide messenger RNA. It is a transcript of the gene RNASE13, whose product is annotated as ribonuclease A family member 13 (inactive). Lineage: Eukaryota; Metazoa; Chordata; Mammalia; Primates; Cercopithecidae. The record is from RefSeq and is a predicted model, not a curated record. The coding region runs from base 180 to 746 and encodes 188 amino acids. The transcript is spliced from 4 exons. Gene Ontology annotation, molecular function: nucleic acid binding.
CCCCAGCUCUCACUGGCAGACCCCCAGCAGAAUCAGUCUCCUGGAGCAGGCAAUCUGGGAAUUUCAACAGCAUGAAGUCACUCCCAUCCCCCAGACUUCAGAACUGCCAAGCAGCGGCCUCCUUAACGUGAAGACAAUGAGGAUGAAGACUUUUAUGAUGAGCCUCUUCCACUAUAGGAAUGUCUUGGCCUCGGCAAGAAGAACACCCAUCCCUACCCAGCUGUCUUCAGCUCCUGUCCUUCCUCCCAGCUGCCAGAGAAUUAUCAGCAGGAGGAAUGGCACCAGCUGUGACCCGGCUCCUUUUCCUUCAGCUUGUUCUAGGGCCAACUCUGGUCAUGGACAUCAAGACGCAGAUUGGCAAAAAGAACUUCUAUGCCUUAAACAUUGACUAUCCCAGGGUUACCUUCCCAAAGGGUUUCCAGGGCUAUUGUAAUGGUCUGAUGUCCUAUAUGCGGGGCAAGGUGCAAAAUUCGGAUUGCCCAAAGAUCCAUUAUGUGAUACAUGCCCCUUGGAAGGUCGUCCAGAGGUUCUGCAAGUAUAGUGACAGCUUCUGUGAUAAUUACAAUGAAUACUGCACGCUCACCGAGGAUGCCUUCCCCAUCACGGUCUGCUCCCUGAGCCACCAAAAGCCACCCACCAGUUGCUACUACGAUAGUGCCCUGACCAACCAGAAGCUCUACCUACUCUGCUCCCGCAAGUAUGAAGCUGAUCCAAUAGGCAUCAUCAGUCUCUAUUCGGGAGUUUAAUUCCUGAGUCAUUCCCCAACCUCUACCACCACAGACCAGCCUGUCUCCAUUUCCAACACUCUGAUCCCUGUAACAAGACUUCCUUCCUGACUUCUGAGGCAGGCAGGGUCCCCUCCCAAGAGACCAGGUGGGUGGGAAAAUGUCCAGGGCUUUGAUCACCAUACAAAGUGGUGCUAUCUUCUAGGUUCUUUCCAGCUUGUUUACUCCCUCUUCACCCCCACUUCCUCAUCAUCCUCCCUCUCCCAGAGACAGUAAAACCCACCCAAGAAGUUGACUGUGUCCAGUUGGCAGUGACUGUCCACCCACUGGGCCAGAUCCUAAGUCCUGGAUGGAGGCCCAGGGCCUCAGCUCACACCAUGGCAACAGGCACCAGCUCCGAGUCUCACCUCCCCAUCCCCACCACCCUUCUCAUCUCAGCCUCCCCCAGUUCCCUUAUUCCCUCCACUCACCCACCUCCUCAGGGGAUAUGGCUAGCUAUAGGAACCUCCCUGAGGCCUUCAGACUCAUGUUAGCCUCACUUCCUCACAACCCCCAGUUUCUAGCCUGUUUCUCUCUGUGAAAUUAUUGUUUCUCCCUUCAUAUAACUGUCCUCUCCUCUUUCCUCUUACUAUGGAGCCUAGGACUGUCUCUCCCCCACACUCCCCACCACCUUAGUCACCCCGCCUUCCUUUUUCCAACCUCUUUUUCUUCCAGUCUUCUUACCUUGGUUCACUGGCAUUUCAAGGUAUCUUCUGUCACCCAUUCCACAGAGGUUUCUGCUUCCCUUCUCUUCCAGAAGCUUCUCCCAAAUCCCCCAGACUCCAGAGUCUGCCCCUGACCAGGCAGGGAAUGAGGCAGACCCAGCUCUAAUCAAACAUAAAUUUCUAAAACUACAUCUGAGUACGUAAGAUGUAACCAUUGGAGGAAACUGGGUGAAGGGCACACGAGACCCCUCUGUACUAUUUUUUUUUUGUAACUUCCUGUGAAUCCAUAAUCAUUUCAAAAUAAAAAUUUACGAACACA